ACGACGCGUACGGUAUUGCCAAAACAAAAAAAUAAAAAUGUUCAUUACGAAUAUUACAUUGUUGUUAUGCUCUUUGGGCAUAGCGACAAGUCAGCGCCUGCUGGAGUCGAGCGACUCUGGGUACUCAAGACGAGGCACGGGCGGUUACGGAUUGUUAAGACCUGGUUAUGAUGGAUAUAAUAGCGGAUACGGCGGUAGUUAUGGCAGUGGAUAUGGAAGUGGGUAUGGCAGCGGAUAUGGCAGCGGAUAUGGCAGCGGUUACGGCAGCGGCUAUGGCAGCGGAUAUGGUGGUGGCAGCUACCCUGGCCAGUUACCGGGCUAUGGAGGCGGUUAUAACGGGUAUCCCGGGGGAUAUGGCGGUUAUGGAUCGGGGUACCAGGGUUAUGGAGGAUAUCGUCCCGGCUACAGACCCGGUUCUGGCCAUGACUACCGUCCCAGCUACAAUUACCCCGGUGGCAGCACCGGUUACCCUGGCGGCAGCUCUGGUUACCCCGGCUACCGACCUAGCUACCAGUACCGACCAAGUUAUGACCGUCCUUACUCCGGAUACAACAGUAAUUACCUCGGCGGUUAUGAAGGUUACGACAAUUUCAGAGUCUUAACACGAAGAGCGGGUGAAGUGAAAAAGGGUGAUACUGUUUAAGAAUAUUAAGAUAUUUAGAUAUUAUUUAUGUAUAAAUUG
Messenger RNA from Vanessa atalanta (red admiral), 682 nucleotides. RefSeq names its product keratin-associated protein 21-1-like. The record is from RefSeq and is a predicted model, not a curated record. Lineage: Eukaryota; Metazoa; Arthropoda; Insecta; Lepidoptera; Nymphalidae. The transcript is spliced from 4 exons. Bases 38 to 643 code for a protein of 201 amino acids.